Molecule: messenger RNA, 1239 nt
Organism: Salvia miltiorrhiza (redroot sage)
Lineage: Eukaryota; Viridiplantae; Streptophyta; Magnoliopsida; Lamiales; Lamiaceae
Product: isoflavone reductase-like protein
Exons: 5
Coding region: 126-1058 (310 amino acids)
Molecular function (GO): oxidoreductase activity
Source: RefSeq, a predicted model, not a curated record
GCGUGAGAGGGUUAGUUACGUAAUUUACGAUCCAGAAUGGCAGUACCGACCUAUAUAUAAGUGGUGCCGAAACUAUAGUUAGGAGAGUGAGUGAGUGUGUUGUUAUUGUAUAAUCUGAGAGGAAGAUGGCGGAGAAAAGCAAGAUUCUGAUAAUAGGUGGAACGGGGUACAUCGGUAAAUUCAUUGUGGAAGCCAGCGCCAAAUCCGGCCACCCUACCUUUGCUUUGCUGAGAGAGGCCACCAUCUCCGACCCCGCCAAAGCCCCUCUCGUCCAAGGCUUUAAGGAAUCUGGUGUCACCCUUCUCACUGGUGAUCUGAACGAUCACGAGAGUUUGGUGAAAGCCAUAAAACAAGUGGAUGUUGUUAUAUCUACAGUAGGGCAGCUGCAGUUGGCCGAUCAAGUUAAGAUCAUCGCCGCCAUUAAAGAAGCUGGAAAUGUGAAGAGGUUCUUGCCCUCGGAAUUCGGGAACGACGUGGAUCGCACGCGCGCGGUGGAGCCCGCCAAAUCGGCCUUCGAAACCAAGGCCAAAAUCCGCAGAGCUAUUGAGGCGGAAGCCAUUCCUUACACCUACGUGUCGUCCAACUACUUCGCCGGAUAUUCGCUGCCCACGCUGGCGCAGCCGGGCGCCUACGCUCCCCCGCCGCCCAGGGACAAAGUUGUCAUUUACGGCGACGGAAAUGCUAAAGCUGUGUUCAACGAAGAGCAUGACAUUGGCACAUACACCAUCAAAGCUGUGGAUGAUCCAAGAACCUUGAACAAGAUCCUGUACAUCAAGCCUCCUAAGAACACGUAUUCGUUCAAUGAGCUCGUUGCUCUGUGGGAGAAGAAGAUCGGCAAAACUCUCGAGAAGGAGUACAUCCCAGAAGAUCAACUCUUGAAGAAGAUUGAAGAAUCCCCAAUUCCUGUGAACAUCAUACUAUCCAUCAACCACUCCAUAUUUGUGAAGGGCGACCAAACCUACUUCACAAUCGAACCCUCCUUUGGUGUUGAGGCUUCGGAGCUGUAUCCAGAUGUCAACUACACCACUGUCGAGGACUUCCUUCAUCAGUUUGUCUGAGAAUUCAACAUCGGAGCUUACAUUGUGUCGCUUUCUUCAUUAAUGCCCAUUGCUUAUAAAUAAGUGUGUUUCCUAAUCGUCUCAUUUCACUUGUUAAUUUGAUGCUACUGUGUUUUCUUGGUCUCCUUCUACACUUCACAUGUAAGCUCUCAUCAUCAAAUCAUAUCCCCAUUUGCCUUUA